This is a messenger RNA of Vitis riparia (riverbank grape), 1010 nucleotides long. Its product is annotated as 50S ribosomal protein L9. The coding region runs from base 166 to 819 and encodes 217 amino acids. Gene Ontology annotation, molecular function: structural constituent of ribosome. The record is from RefSeq and is a predicted model, not a curated record. Gene Ontology annotation, cellular component: mitochondrion; ribosome. Gene Ontology annotation, biological process: translation. NCBI's taxonomy places the organism in Eukaryota, Viridiplantae, Streptophyta, Magnoliopsida, Vitales, Vitaceae. The transcript has 6 exons.
CCACCUAACACCCAAACACACGUUAUUCUCCGUUUGCUUCGCCUGAAAGAGGCAGAGUCGAAGAAGAAACACACUCCAAAAAAACCCUAACCCCCCUCUCUCUCGGCCACCGCCGUCGCCGCCUGCAGGGUCACUGUUUCCGCGAAAUUGUGAAAGAGAUACCGGAUGGCUUAUAUGCAAUAUGGAAGAAAUAUCCUCCGACACAUUGUUAAAGAUGUGGGUUCUCAAAGCUCAGAUCGGGUAGUGAAUCCGGUCCUAUAUGUUUGUCAAGGAGUUCGAUACAGGAAGUUGGAGGUUAUUCUUACAACGAACAUAGAUAAGCUUGGCAAAGCAGGUGAGACAGUGAAGGUUGCUCCUGGGUAUUUUCGCAACCACUUGAUGCCCAAGUUGCUUGCAGUCCCGAAUAUUGAGAAGUUUGCUUAUCUCAUCAGCGAGCAGCGCAAGCUUUACCGACCUGAGGAAGUGGAAGAGGUUAAAGAAGUUGUAGAGACUGAGGAAGACAAGAUGAAAGAAUAUCAUACUGCAGCUAAACGUCUAGAAACUACCAGAGUGGCUUUCAGGAGGUUCAUUAAGUUUGAAAAGGGCCAGCCUGUGAGGAAGGGUGAACCCUUAGAGUUGCGUUCACCCAUCACGAAGGAUGAUCUUGUGGCAGAGGUGGCAAGGCAGCUUUCCGUGCAGGUAGAACCCGAAAGCCUGCAUCUACCUUCUCCUUUGACGCAUGUGGGAGAGUUUGAGGUGCCGCUCCGACUACCAAAGUCCAUCCCUUUGCCGGAGGGAAAGGUCCGCUGGACUCUCAAAGUUAAAAUCCGCUGCAAAUGAAGAACAAUGACUUAGCUAGAUAGGCUGUUUCUCUGAUUCUCUUUUAUCUUUGAGUAUUGAAAGUUCUUGUGGAAUUUGUUUUUGUAUCCUCUGGAAAAAAAUAUGGAUGCCUGUUAUCUGUAAGGAUCGGGAUUUGUUCCUGUAGAUGGGAAAAAUUGCUUUUGAAUAAAUGAAUGAAUGAUUAAAUCUGA